AUGGCGCGAAAAGAAGCAAAGCCUAAGAUCACUCACCCCGAGGCUAUUGAAAAGAAAAAGGUCAUGGUCAAGCACCUAAGAUCGAUGUACGAGACGGUCAAUACGUUCAAGCGCUCCAUCCCAAAUAGCUACCUUGAAACACUGGGAAUCAAAUUGCUACCCUUGGACCUCAAGCGACCGUCGGGUAGCAUCAACUACUAUCGACCGCUCCCAAAAAGCGAGUAUAACUCUAGGUCAUUUGGCUCCUUCCAUCCAUUUGCGAACAGUGACAAUAAGGACGAGGAAGAUAGGUCGGACAGUAACGACGCCGUGCUGGCCAAGCUUUCGAAUCUUUCAACCAUUAUGGGAAUGCUGUGGCGCGAUGAUCACAGUCACACGCAAUGGCAGCGAGAUUACGUCAUCCAAUGCUACCGAGAAAAACCACGCCUCAGCCUGACUGAGUAUGCUAAACUGGACGGAGCAGAAUACACCUGGAUCACAACCAAUCGGAUCCAAACAGCUUCCGAGAUGUAUCCGCACUGCAAAUGUGUAGUCAUACAGGAUGUAGAGCCCGACGAGGAGCUGAAACGAAGUGAAAUUCUCCCAAUCCUUGUUAUCAUGCGUUGGAGAAUGAGUCUGUAUUACUACCAGCAACAUGAAGUCUUUCCGGUUGAAGUCCUGUCCGUCUAUGGUGGGCAGGCUCGCAUCCUUAUAGGCUACUUUGACGGAAAACACCUCUGCAUUCAAAAAAGUCCGAUUUACGACAUCGGGAGCGAGGGCCUUCAGAAUUGGAUACUGCUCAUGAAGUGGUGGUUCAGUGAUGCUGCAGGGGAUACUACCCGCCUUCCAUCUCAAGAUAUCAAAGACUCGCGAAACCUUGCUGUGCGUCCCGCUCCUGCGCGUCAGGUAAGGAGUGGGCGGUGA
Messenger RNA from Coccidioides posadasii C735 delta SOWgp, 903 nucleotides. RefSeq lists its product as uncharacterized. Lineage: Eukaryota; Fungi; Ascomycota; Eurotiomycetes; Onygenales; Onygenaceae. The record is from RefSeq and is a predicted model, not a curated record.